Morus notabilis is the source of this 1057-nucleotide messenger RNA. RefSeq lists its product as uncharacterized. Bases 124 to 792 code for a protein of 222 amino acids. The transcript has 3 exons. The record is from RefSeq and is a predicted model, not a curated record. Lineage: Eukaryota; Viridiplantae; Streptophyta; Magnoliopsida; Rosales; Moraceae.
GCGUGUUAUCUCUUACAUAUCUCCUCCUAGUAUAGCUGGAGAGACACAGAAACUGAAAAAACUUUCCGCCAUUGACAGUCGUCUCCAGAAGAAAGAGGAAGACAAACGCAACCAAGGAGCGGUAUGGCGACUCUCGGCCGAGGUUGCUGGUCAUCGGCCGCCAUGGCCAUGGCCAACCACCAUAAGCUCCAAACCCAAACAAACAAAUCCAUAUCACUUCCAAUGUCCGCCAAUUACACUCACAACUCCUUCUUCUCCUUCAAUUCCGCCUCCUUAACUCCAAUCGCCGCCAAAUCCUCCUUCAAGACCGCCGUCGCCGCCGUCGAUUCCGACGGCGUCACCUCCUCCAACGCCGCCGAAAACGAACAGCCGAAGAAGUACUAUUUCGUGGUUGCGAAUGCGAAAUUCAUGCUUGACGAGGAGGAGCAUUUCAAGGAGCUUCUGUCCGAGAGGCUUCGUCUUUAUGGGGAGAGAAACAAAGAGCAGGAUUUCUGGCUGGUGAUUGAGCCCAAGUUCUUGGAUAAGUUCCCAAACAUCACAAAACGACUGAAAAGACCCGCCGUUGCUCUGGUUUCCACCAAUGGCCCUUGGAUCACGUUCAUGAAAUUGAGAUUGGACAGAGUAUUAUCGGAGAGCUAUGAAGCUGAGAGUCUUGAAAAGGCGUUAUCUUCUAAUCCUACGGAUCUCCAGUUUGAGAAGCCAGAGAAGUGGGUGGCGCCAUAUCCAAAGUACGAAUUUGGUUGGUGGGAACCCUUCUUGCCUCCAGGGUCGAAAGAAGAGGCUAAAGUAUAGAUCACCCUUCUCAUUUUAUUAUGGCUUUGUUUGCAUAUUUUUAUCAGCCCGUAUAUUUCAUGAUGUAUUACUAGCUAACUAGCGGUUUGAGUUGGUGCAUAAAAAACUUUGGUGGUUAGUGGAGGCAAUUAGUAGUUACUUAUUAUGAGGAUGUUAGUAUUUGGUACAUACUGAGCUUUUGAGGGCUUAAAAUUGAACCAGGGUGAGGUAUCAUGGCUGAAGAGGCACUCUGCUAAGUUUGCUAUUAUAGUAUUGACCUUUGAUU